AUGGCAGUCAAUCUCACACUGACAGCUAGAAGCACACUGGCAGCUUUGCCCACUGGCAGCCAUUCUCACACUGGCAGCCACGCUCACACUGGCAGCCAAGUGCACAUUGGCAGCGAAUCUCACACUGGCAGCUUGGGGCACACUGGCAGCCAAGCUCACACUGGCAGCUUAUCCCACACUGGCAGCCACGCUCACACUGACAGCCAAGUACACACUGGCAGCUUGGGGCACACUGGCAGCAAAGUGCACACUGGCAGCCAACUGCACACUAGCAGCUUGGGACACCCUGGCAGCUUAACUCACACUUGCAGCUUAGCCUACACUGGCAGCUUAUCCCACAUUGGCAGCCAAGUGCACACUGGCAGCCAACUACACACUGGCAGCCAAGUGCACACUGGCAGUCAAGUGCACACUGGCAGCCAAGCCCACACUGGCAGCCACGCUCACACUGGCAGCCAAGUGCACACUUGCAGCCAAUCUCACACUGGCAGCUAG
This is a messenger RNA of Macrosteles quadrilineatus (aster leafhopper), 495 nucleotides long. RefSeq lists its product as uncharacterized. The record is from RefSeq and is a predicted model, not a curated record. The coding region runs from base 1 to 495 and encodes 164 amino acids. The transcript has a single exon. Lineage: Eukaryota; Metazoa; Arthropoda; Insecta; Hemiptera; Cicadellidae.